UUCCAAAUCCAUCGAUGGUGUUUUGGUGGAGCUUUACGCAAUCCCAUUAUACCAACUAUCCAUGGAUUCCUGUUCCUGAGCCCCACCUCCUCGGUCUCCACAAUUCUCCUUCCACUGCAUUUCAUUUUCUUCUUUAAAGUUCCUGGCGGUGUCGAAUCCUACACUUUCUCUUGCUUUGCGAAGGAAAAGAAAAUGAGACACAUUGCAUGCACCUCCUAUCGCAAUCGGAUGCGCUUCGUUUCCGACAGCUGAAAACAGGGUGGAGAAAGAUUUGGGAUUUUCUCUCGGGGUGUGCCGUCUCGCUUCUCGGACUUCGGGAGGAAAAAUUCCAUGGGAAACGUCGUGAGUAGCGGCGUGAACGGCCCUCGGAGACACCGGAGCCGUCGGAGCCACCCUCCUCCGCCUCCCCCGGCGCCGCCUCAGCCGGAGAUAUCGGCCAACCGUUACGUGUUCGUCGCCGCCGCCACACCGUAUCCAAACCCUAGCCACCCUCACCUCCCGUACUCCCAAUACCCAGGCUACUAUGGCCCUCAGCCACCGGCCGUUCCGGCGUCUCUACCGGCUCCGUACGACCACCACCACCGAGGUGGGCCUCAUGCCCAUCCCCACCUAGACCCGUCCCAGGCCCAGGCCCAUUGGGUCGGCGGGAGUUACCCGGGUCCUCCGACCCCCUAUGUCGACCACCAGAAGGCUGUUACUAUACGGAACGAUGUUAAUCUGAAGAAAGAGACUCUGAGGAUCGAACCGGACGAGGAAAAUCCCGGCCGGUUUCUCGUAUCGUUCACCUUCGAUGCCACUGUUACCGGGCGCAUCACCAUUAUUUUCUUUGCAAAAGAAGAAGGUGGAGACUGUAGCCUGACACCAAAGAAGGAAAACCUUCUUGCACCAGUGACAGUAAAUUUCCAACAAGGUCUGGGCCAGAAGUUCAGGCAGUCCUCUGGAACUGGGAUUGACUUCUCAAUGUUUGAGGAGACAGAGUUACGGAAGGUGGGUGAUAUGGACGUCUACCCUUUGGCAGUUAAGGCAGAGGCAAUUCCAGUUAUCAAGAAUGGUACAGAUGGAAACCCAAUACCUGCAACCACAAACUCUCAGAUAACUCAGGCGGUGUUUGAGAAGGAGAAAGGUGAAUACCGGGUGAGGGUAGUAAAGCAGAUCUUGUGGGUCAAUAGAAUGAGGUAUGAGCUGCAGGAGAUAUACGGGAUUGGCAAUUCGGUUGAGGGUGACUUGGAUGGGAAUGACCUGGGAAAAGAAUGUGUCAUCUGCUUGUCAGAACCCCGGGACACAACCGUCCUUCCCUGCAGACAUAUGUGUAUGUGCAGUGGAUGUGCUAAGGUUUUAAGGUUCCAGACAGACCGGUGCCCAAUAUGCAGACAAUUAGUUGAGAGGCUUUUGGAGAUUAAGGUCACCAAUGAAUCUGAGGAAUGAAAAGAGGAUAUAUAUAUAUAUAUUCGGCCACUCGAAUGCUGUAUAGCCCGGUUGUUGUAUUUCUUUCCUUUUUCUAUUUUCUUCUUUUACAUCUUUGGUUUUAGAAUUAUCAAAAGAGAAUAUAUAUUUGAUAAGCAGUUUGGCAUGGUAACAUGCUGGCACUGCCUUCUGUAUGCUUGGGUGAGUGUUUUGUGUCAAUUCCUCGAAAAUAUAUGUAUAUGAUACAUGCUUGCUGCAUUUUAUUUUUGGUUUUC
Molecule: messenger RNA, 1679 nt
Organism: Alnus glutinosa
Lineage: Eukaryota; Viridiplantae; Streptophyta; Magnoliopsida; Fagales; Betulaceae
Product: probable E3 ubiquitin-protein ligase LOG2
Exons: 4
Coding region: 331-1425 (364 amino acids)
Biological process (GO): protein ubiquitination
Molecular function (GO): ubiquitin protein ligase activity
Source: RefSeq, a predicted model, not a curated record